Messenger RNA from Oikopleura dioica, 435 nucleotides. Lineage: Eukaryota; Metazoa; Chordata; Appendicularia; Copelata; Oikopleuridae. The record is from the annotation of a GenBank genome assembly.
AUGACCCCAACUAACAUCGAGUCACAUCAAGCCAACUACAAAGGUUCCUUAUCAUAUUCAAAUUUUAACGUAAAAAACAAGCUGAAAAUCUCCUUUGAAGAAAGAUUUUUCCUCGAUGCAUCAGACGACGAAACCGAUAAAGAACAAAAAGUUCCUGUGCGAAGGAAAACUCGACGUCGACGGAUUCGUGAAAGGGUCUCCGCUCAAUUGGCAGAAGUUGCCACCUCGUAUGGACUGGUCAGAUUCCAUCCCUUGGUGGUUACAGAUGAGAAGCUACUUCAAGUUGUGCUCUCCCACGCGAAUUCCGCGAUCGGAAUGAAAAUCGGAGAUGAGGAUCUUCUUCUUGCGGCAAACCGAGAUGCUGAUUUUGAGUUUAUGGGUAGCACUGCAUUUGCCCAAGAGGAAUACAUCGACAAAUUUCACGAAAACAGCUGA